CCUCCUUCCCUCAGAGAAUGUCCUCCUUCCAGCUCAACCUCAACCCGCUCAAGGAGCCGCUCGGCUUCAUCAAGGUCCUCGAAUGGAUUGCUUCUCUCUUUGCUUUUUCCACCUGUGGAGGUUUUAAGGGCAAAAUAGACAUUUCAGUAUCUUGUCCUCAAUUUCCUGAAAAUAAAACAAUUACUGCCACUUUUGCUUAUCCAUUCAGGUUGAAUCAGGCGUCAUUUCAGACAACUGCACAAGCAAAUGUGUGUGAUAUACAAUGGAAUAAUCAAGUUCUUGUUGGAGAUUACUCUUCCUCUGCACAAUUCUAUGUUACAUUUGCAGUCUUUGUCUUCCUGUACUGCAUUGCUGCUCUUCUGCUCUAUAUCGGUUAUACAAACCUCUAUCGGGAGAGUAGAAAAUUUCCCAUGAUUGACUUUGUUGUUACUCUGGUUGCCACUUUUUUGUGGUUGGUGAGCACUUCAGCCUGGACUAAAGCUCUUACAGUUAUUAAAAUAGCAACUGGUCACAGUAUUGUCCAGGAACUUCAGCCUUGUCAUAAUAAAGAUGUGACGUGUCAUUUUGUCUCUAUAACUAGUAUGGGAUCCCUGAAUGUAUCUGUGAUCUUUGGCUUUCUGAAUAUGAUACUUUGGGGAGGAAAUGCAUGGUUUGUAUACAAGGAGACCAACUUACACAGUCCAUCAAAUACUUCUGCUUGCCAUAACCAAGGAGGUAAUCCUCCUCCUACUGGAAUAUAAUUAAAGGGAGAAACACACUGGAUCAAAUAUACAACUAUAUUAUGACCUGUUGCCAAAUCUUACGAACCAUUAUUUGUUUCUAAUAAAGUAAUGGCUUUUUCAAUAAAUUAGUGGGUUUAAAAUUU
Talpa occidentalis (Iberian mole) is the source of this 865-nucleotide messenger RNA. RefSeq names its product synaptophysin-like protein 1. Gene Ontology annotation, cellular component: synaptic vesicle; synaptic vesicle membrane. The record is from RefSeq and is a predicted model, not a curated record. NCBI's taxonomy places the organism in Eukaryota, Metazoa, Chordata, Mammalia, Eulipotyphla, Talpidae.